UGUGCCGCGCAGACGUAGCCGGUGCGUGUUGUGCGGUGGUUGUAUGCUAGCUGCGUGUAGCAUGUGCGUGUAAACUUUGCGUGAAACAUUUUUGUGUGUUUUUGUUUUAUUGGAGAUCGAUCCGCGUGGGACCGAGCGGCAUCAUGAGCACGCUGUGGAUGGGAAACCUGGAGCCCUACAUGGACGAGAAGUUCAUCAUCAGGGCGUUUGCGACGAUGGGCGAGACUGUGGUCAACGUACGCAUCAUCCGCCACAAGAUGACCGGGGGAGCUCUGGGGUACUGUUUUGUGGAGAUGACGGACGAGGGCACAGCCGAGAGGUGUCUGCGCAAGAUCAAUGGAAAACCCCUCCCCGGAGCCAACCCGCCAACAAGGUUUAAGUUGAACAGAGCCACUUUCGGAAAGCAAGACACCGGGCCCAUGUUCUCUCUGUUUGUGGGAGAUCUGACCCCAGAGGUGGACGAUGGGAUGUUGUACGAGUUCUUCUAUAAUCGUUACCCCCAGUGCAGAGGAGGGAAGGUGGUGCUGGACCAUCUGGGAAACUCCAAGGGCUGUGGGUUCGUGCAGUUCCCAGACGAGCGGCUGCAGAAGCGGGCGCUGGACGAGUGUCAGGGGGCCGUGGGUCUGGGGGGUAAACCUCUCAGACUGAGCCUCGCUGCAAACAAUUUAAAGAACAAACCCCAGACCACCUCCACCACCCAGAGCGACACCAAAACCUGGAGCACCUCCACCUACAGCCAGGGCUACGACCCCUACGGCCAGUACAGCACCUACGGCUACGGAUACCCCGCCUCCUCCUGGAACUACGACCAGAACGCCUUCGGAUACUACCCCGGAUACGACUACUCGCAGUACAUGGCCAUGCAGGAGGGAGAGACGGCCGAGGAGGAGGCCGCUGUCCCAGAGGAUGACGGGACUGAAGAUCCAAACCCGGCUCUGGACAUCGAUGAGGAGAACCGCACGUGUAUGGAGCAGAGUGAGGAGCUGUACGACGCUCUGGUCCAAACGCACUGGGUCCCAGAAGAAUUCCAGCAGGAACAGGACUAUCUGCUGUCGCUGGUGCCCGAGCCCAUCACAGCCUGAGCACACGCAGGACUGCUCUGUGGACUGAAGGGGGCGCCAGAGGGAGACCGGACUGAGGGACUGGACUAAGGGACUGGACUAAGGGACUGGACUGAGAGACCAGACUGAGACCAGACUUGAGACCACCUCUAUGGACUGAAGGGGGCGCCAGAGGGGAUUCCAGACUGAACGACCUGACCAGCCUUGAGACCUUGAGAGACCGGCCUUGAGAGACCAACUCAGUGGACUGUAGGGAGGGCUAGACUGAGACCGGCCUUGAGAGACCGGCCUUGAGAGACCGGCCUUGAGAGACCGGCCUUGAGAGACCGGCCUUGAGAGACCGGCCUUGAGAGACCGGCCUUGAGAGACCGGCCUUGAGAGACCGGACUUGAGAGACCGGACUUGAGAGACCGGACUUGAGAGACCGGACUUGAGAGACUGGACUUGAGUUGAGAUUCGCUCUGUGGAUUGUAGGGGAGGCCAGAUUUGAGACCAGACCAGACUUUUCAGACCAGACUUUUCAGACCGGACUUUUCAGACCGGACUUUUCAGACGACUUUUCAGACCAGACUUUUCAGACCAGACUUUUCAGACCAGACUUUUCAGACACCAGACUUGAGAGACACCAGACUUGAGAGACACCAGACUUGAGAGACACCAGACUUGAGAGACACCAGACUUGAGAGACACCAGACUUGAGAGACCCAGACUUGAGAGACCCAGACUUGAGAGACACCAGACUUGAGAGACACCAGACUUGAGAGACACCAGACUUGAGAGACUUGAGAGACCAGACUUGAGAGACACCAGACUUGAGAGACACCAGACUUGAGAGACACCAGACUUGAGAGACCAGACUUGAGAGACCAGACUUGAGAGACCAGACUUGAGAGACCAGACUUGAGAGACCAGAGCCAAAGGGAGGGGGUUCUAGUUUUGUAUCCACAUGUAAAUAAACUGCUUUUUAUAAACGACCUGCUUAAAGUGCACAUGACAGGAUAUAAUACACUUUUCUUUAAUAUAGUUCCUUUCAAAUAGACAUUUAAACUGUUUAUAAAUCGUUCCUGCAUUUUGGACGGAACCUGGAUUUUUUUCUAUGUUUAUUUUGCCACUCCUCGUCACAAACUGCUAUUUAACCGAUUAAGAAAAACUUGAAAAACUGUCAUAUCCACUUUAAGCUAUUGUUUAAUAUUUUUGUUGGUAAAUAGUGUAGAUUUUUUGACGGGCGCCUCUGGCAAAGAACUUAUUUUUAAUCAAAGGAGACGCUUCGAGUUGUAGAUUUCAAGUUUCUCUUCGAGUGUCAAAACGACUUCUCUGACCUGAACUAUUUUCUGUACAUGUACAAUUUUGCAUUCCCAAUGUGCUCAAAUGUAAAAAUACUUUGAUAUUAAAGGAUCAGUCAAUGCUACUGAAAAUUACAGCA
Boleophthalmus pectinirostris (great blue-spotted mudskipper) is the source of this 2484-nucleotide messenger RNA. RefSeq names its product tRNA selenocysteine 1-associated protein 1-like. NCBI's taxonomy places the organism in Eukaryota, Metazoa, Chordata, Actinopteri, Gobiiformes, Gobiidae. The transcript has 9 exons. The record is from RefSeq and is a predicted model, not a curated record. Gene Ontology annotation, cellular component: nucleus. Gene Ontology annotation, biological process: selenocysteine incorporation. Gene Ontology annotation, molecular function: tRNA binding. The coding region runs from base 144 to 1082 and encodes 312 amino acids.